GAGCCUCAGAUUGCCAUGUUCUGUGGCAAACUCAACAUGCAUAUGAAUGUGCAGAAUGGAAAGUGGGAAUCGGACCCCUCCGGCACCAAGACUUGCAUUGGGACAAAAGAAGGGAUUCUUCAGUACUGCCAGGAAGUGUACCCUGAAUUGCAAAUCACCAAUGUUGUUGAAGCCAACCAGCCAGUUACAAUACAGAACUGGUGCAAGAGGGGAUGGAAGCAGUGCAAUGGUCACCCGCAUAUUGUGGUUCCCUACAGAUGUCUGGUGGGCGAGUUUGUGAGUGAUGCCCUUCUGGUGCCAGACAAGUGCAAGUUCCUUCACCAGGAAAGAAUGGAUGUUUGUGAAACUCACCUGCAUUGGCAUACUGUUGCUAAAGAGUCCUGUAGUGAGAAGAGCAUGAAUCUGCACGACUAUGGCAUGCUGCUGCCUUGUGGAAUUGACAAGUUUCGUGGUGUGGAGUUUGUCUGCUGCCCCUUAGCAGAGGAAAGCGACAAUAUUGAUUCAGCUGAUGCUGAAGAUGAUGAUUCAGACGUCUGGUGGGGAGGUGCAGAUGCAGACUAUGCAGAUGGAAGCGAUGAUAAGGCGGUAGAAGAACAAGGAGAGGAAGAUGAGGAGCUAACUGUUGUGGAAGAUGAAGAUGCUGAUGACGAUGAUGACGAUGAUGAUGAUGAUGAAAUUGAAGAGACAGGAGAAGAUUAUGAAGAAGCAACUGAAAGAACUACCAGUAUUGCAACCACUACCACCACAACCACAGAGUCUGUGGAAGAGGUUGUCAGAGAGGUGUGCUCUGAGCAAGCCGAGACCGGGCCGUGCCGCGCGAUGAUCUCCCGCUGGUACUUUGACGUGGCCGAAGGAAAGUGCGCGCCCUUCUUUUACGGCGGCUGUGGCGGGAACCGGAACAACUUUGACUCGGAGGAAUACUGCAUGGCGGUCUGUGGCAGCAUCAGUAAAAAUUCUCUUCUUUUCCCUUCUCUCUCUCCCUCUCCAUCUCCAAAUUAUACAUCAGUCCCUACCACAGCUGCUAGCACUCCUGAUGCUGUUGACAAAUACUUGGAGACACCUGGAGAUGAGAAUGAGCAUGCCCAUUUCCAGAAAGCCAAGGAGAGGCUCGAAGCUAAGCAUCGUGAAAGAAUGUCUCAGGUCAUGAGAGAGUGGGAAGAGGCAGAACGCCAAGCAAAAAACUUGCCAAAGGCUGACAAGAAAGCUGUUAUCCAGCAUUUCCAGGAGAAAGUGGAAUCACUGGAACAAGAAGCAGCAAAUGAAAGACAGCAGCUUGUGGAGACUCACAUGGCACGAGUGGAAGCCAUGCUGAAUGACCGUCGACGCAUUGCUCUGGAGAACUACAUCACAGCCCUGCAGACUGUCCCACCCAGGCCUCGUCACGUGUUCAACAUGCUGAAGAAGUAUGUGCGCGCUGAGCAGAAAGACAGACAGCACACUCUCAAACACUUUGAACACGUCCGCAUGGUAGACCCAAAGAAAGCUGCCCAAAUCAGAUCUCAGGUUAUGACACAUCUACGUGUGAUAUAUGAACGCAUGAACCAGUCUCUCUCCUUCCUCUACAAUGUGCCUGCUGUGGCAGAGGAGAUCCAGGAUGAAGUUGAUGAAUUACUUCAGAAAGAACAAAACUACUCUGAUGAUGUUUUGGCCAAUAUGAUCAGUGAACCCAGAAUCAGCUAUGGAAAUGAUGCUCUUAUGCCUUCAUUGACGGAAACAAAGACUACAGUUGAACUUCUUCCAGUGGAUGGAGACUUCAGCCUAGAUGACCUUCAGCCAUGGCAUCCCUUUGGAGUUGAUUCUGUUCCAGCCAAUACCGAAAAUGAAGUUGAGCCCGUUGAUGCCCGCCCAGCUGCAGACAGAGGACUCACCACACGACCAGGUUCUGGGUUGACCAAUGUUAAGACAGAAGAGAUAUCUGAGGUUAAGAUGGAUGCAGAGUUUCGGCAUGACUCAGGAUAUGAAGUUCAUCAUCAAAAGCUGGUGUUCUUUGCUGAAGAUGUGGGUUCAAAUAAAGGUGCCAUCAUUGGACUAAUGGUGGGAGGUGUAGUCAUAGCAACAGUGAUUGUCAUUACUUUGGUGAUGCUGAAGAAGAAGCAGUACACAUCUAUUCACCAUGGGGUUGUGGAGGUGGAUGCUGCAGUGACACCAGAGGAACGCCACCUUUCCAAGAUGCAGCAAAAUGGCUACGAAAAUCCCACAUACAAGUUCUUUGAACAGAUGCAGAACUAGGACAUCAUAGCAGCCUCAUGAGUUGGACAGAAGAGUAAUUGCUUCACUGCCCAUUGGUGUUCAGUUAUAGAGUAAUGUGGAAAGAAAGAAAAACACUCUGCUUUAUUAUUUACUCAUUCUCGCCUUUUGACAGCUGUGCUGUAACACAAGUAGAUGCCUGAACU
Messenger RNA from Cinclus cinclus, 2393 nucleotides. RefSeq names its product amyloid beta precursor protein (gene APP). Lineage: Eukaryota; Metazoa; Chordata; Aves; Passeriformes; Cinclidae. Gene Ontology annotation, biological process: axonogenesis; central nervous system development. Gene Ontology annotation, molecular function: signaling receptor binding; serine-type endopeptidase inhibitor activity; heparin binding. Bases 16 to 2229 code for a protein of 737 amino acids. The transcript has 16 exons. Gene Ontology annotation, cellular component: early endosome; plasma membrane; cell surface. The record is from RefSeq and is a predicted model, not a curated record.